CUCACUUUUUGCAACUUCUAUAGUGGCGGAGAUAUCGCAGUGUUAUAUGCAGUAUCUCACUUAAUCAUCAACUAUGGCGUUAUCAGUAAUAUCUACCAACACUCAGCUGUGGUAUCCACGACAAUAGUAACAGUUGGGUGAACCAGGAUGUCCUACAAGCCGUUUCCAGAGUUGACCAAAGCCGAUGAGAGCAAAGUCUCCGAGCUUUUGAGCCAAUGGUCGUUGGCCAAUGGAUUGGUGAUGUACCCUCCAAACUUCAAGACAUACAGUGCUGCCAUCGCUCCAACUACGUUGUUCCCUACUCCAUUCCCAAGAUCCGCGUUCCAAAAUGCCGUCGAUGUUCAACAAAGCUUCAAUGAGUUAUAUACAAACUUGGUUGCCAACCACAAGGAAUGGUUGAUCGAGGUGAUUACUCAGCUUUCCCAGCAUGAUGUUGGAUUCACCGGGAAGUUAUUUGAGGCCUACAACAAGGCGGUGGAGGAAAGCCCUAACAAGGAAUUGGUCCAGCCAUUGUCGUUGGGUGUUUUCAGAAAUGAUUUUAUGAUUGAUAAUCAAGAAGCAUCAUCCACCCCAGGAAUCAAACAAAUCGAAUUCAACACUGUAAGUGUGUCAUUUGGGGCACUUUCUACAAAAGUUGGUCAAUUACACAAUUAUCUUAACAAAUUCGGAGUCUAUGGUAAAAACUACUACAGUAAUGAUGAACUUCCUAUUUCAACCUCGAUAGACGAAUUGGCUGACAGCUUAGCUGAAGCUGAUUCACAUUACAAAAAGCAACAAAGUGUGGACGACUCAAUCAUAUUAUUCAUUGUUCAGCCAAAUGAAAGAAACUGUUUCGACCAAAGGCACAUUGAAUACUCCUUGAUAAACAAUCAUAGUAUCAAGUCCGUGAGAUUGACACUUGAGGAAAUAGAAUCUCAAGUGGAAGUUAGAAACUCUGACCAAAAAUUGUUUAUCAAGGCCACAUCUGAAGAAGUUUCAGUGGUUUAUUUUAGAUCUGGAUACGGUCCAUCCGAUUAUGACUUGAACCCGGAAUUGACCUGGAACGCUAGAGUCAUCCUUGAGAAGUCCGCGGCCAUUAAAUGUCCAUCCUUGUUAACUCAGUUAUCGGGUUCUAAAAAAAUACAACAAAUCUUAACCAAGAAGGAAAUUGUCAAGAAGAUUUUACCUAGCAUAACAGAAGAAGAUUUAUCCAAGCUUUUGUCUACUUUCGUUGCUAUAUAUCCAUUAGAUGAUACUGAAGAGGGAAAACUAGCUAAAAAGUUGGCAUUUGAACACCCAGAGAGGUUUGUCUUAAAACCACAAAGAGAAGGAGGGGGAAAUAACAUUUAUAAAGCUAACAUUCCAGGCUUUUUGAAAAGCAUCGAUGAGAAAGAAUGGGAUGCUUACAUUCUUAUGGAAUUGAUCAAUCCACCCACUCACAAAAACAAACUCAUCAGAAACGAUGAGAUCUAUAAUGAAGAUAUAGUUUCAGAACUUGGAAUUUUUGGAACAAUUCUUUUUGAUGAGCAAAAGGGAGGCAUUAUUUCGAACAAAAACGCUGGCUUUCUUCUUAGAUCCAAAUUCAGCUCAAGUGAUGAAGGAGGUGUGGCAGCAGGUUUUGGAUGUGUUGACAAUGUUUACUUAUAUUGAGCUACCUACAUUGUCAGGCACGUGGUGAGCUAUGGUUGUUUCAACAAUUAUGUUUUCAGUUCCGCUUGGAGGUAAGAUUUUCUUUUUCAAUCGUUCAUGCUCUAUAUCAAUCACCCAAAGAGUAGCUCCCACAUUAUUGGUAAACAUAAAGAACACAUUUAUAACCGGUAUAGACUCUAAUAAAAAUGACAUAACACCAAAC
Suhomyces tanzawaensis NRRL Y-17324 is the source of this 1831-nucleotide messenger RNA. It is a transcript of the gene GSH2, whose product is annotated as glutathione synthase. Gene Ontology annotation, cellular component: cytosol. Gene Ontology annotation, molecular function: glutathione binding; ATP binding; glutathione synthase activity. Gene Ontology annotation, biological process: glutathione biosynthetic process. The record is from RefSeq and is a predicted model, not a curated record. Bases 148 to 1629 code for a protein of 493 amino acids. The transcript has a single exon. Lineage: Eukaryota; Fungi; Ascomycota; Pichiomycetes; Serinales; Debaryomycetaceae.